Penicillium lagena is the source of this 1473-nucleotide messenger RNA. Its product is annotated as putative hexokinase Kxk. Gene Ontology annotation, cellular component: mitochondrion; cytosol. The record is from RefSeq and is a predicted model, not a curated record. Gene Ontology annotation, biological process: intracellular glucose homeostasis; glucose 6-phosphate metabolic process; glycolytic process. Bases 1 to 1473 code for a protein of 490 amino acids. Gene Ontology annotation, molecular function: D-glucose binding; fructokinase activity; ATP binding. Lineage: Eukaryota; Fungi; Ascomycota; Eurotiomycetes; Eurotiales; Aspergillaceae. The transcript has 5 exons.
AUGGUCGGAAUUGGCCCCAAGCAGCCUCCCUCCCGCAAGGGAUCCAUUGACGGUCUGCCGCAGAACCUGCUGCAGCAGAUCAAGGACUUUGAGGACCAGUUCACCGUGGACCGCACCAAGCUCAAGCAGGUCGUCGACCACUUCGUCAAGGAACUCGAGAAAGGCCUCACCGUCAAGGGCGGCAACAUUCCCAUGAACGUCACCUGGGUCAUGGGAUUCCCCGAUGGCAACGAACAAGGCACCUUCCUGGCCCUCGACAUGGGUGGCACCAACCUGCGGGUUUGCGAGAUCACCCUGACCGACGAGAAGGGCGCCUUCGAAAUCACCCAGUCUAAAUACAAGAUGCCCGAGGAGCUCAAGACCGGCACCGCGGAGGAGAUGUGGGAAUACAUCGCCGACUGCCUGCAGCAGUUCAUCGAGUUCCACCACGAGGGCGAGAACCUGUCCAAGCUGCCCCUCGGUUUCACCUUCUCCUACCCGGCCACCCAGGAAUACAUCGACCAUGGUAUCCUGCAGCGGUGGACCAAAGGAUUCGACAUUGAGGGCGUGGAGGGCCAGGACGUGGUGCCCCCGCUGGAGAAGAUUCUGCAGAAGAGGGGCCUGCCUAUCAAAGUCGCCGCGCUGAUCAAUGACACCACCGGAACCCUCAUCGCCUCGUCAUACACCGACCCCGAGAUGAAGAUCGGCUGCAUCUUCGGCACUGGCGUCAACGCCGCCUACAUGGAGGACGUGGGCUCGUGCCCCAAGAUCGCCCACCUAGGUCUGCCCGCCGAUACGCCCAUCGCCAUCAACUGCGAGUACGGCGCCUUCGACAACGAGCACGUCGUGCUCCCGCUGACCAAAUACGACCACAUCAUCGACCGCGACUCGCCGCGGCCCGGCCAGCAGGCCUUCGAGAAGAUGACCGCCGGCCUGUAUUUGGGUGAGAUCUUCCGCCUGGCCCUGGUGGACCUUCUCGAGUCGCGGCCCGGCCUCAUCUUCAACGGUCAGGACACCUCCAAGCUACACAAACCCUAUCUGCUAGACGCGUCCUUCCUCGCCGCGAUCGAAGAGGAUCCCUACGAAAACCUGUCGGAGACGCUGGAUCUCUUCGAGCGCCAGCUGAACAUCCGUCCCACACAGCCCGAGCUGGAGAUGGCCCGUCGUCUCGCCGAGCUGAUUGGAACCCGCGCCGCGCGUCUGUCUGCCUGCGGUGUGGCUGCCAUAUGCAAGAAGAAGAAUAUCCAGUCCUGCCACGUCGGCGCGGACGGUUCCGUCUUCACCAAGUACCCGCACUUCAAGGCCCGUGGGGCAAAGGCCCUGCGCGAGAUUCUGGACUGGGCGCCCAAUGAAAAGGACAAGGUCUCUAUCAUGGCUGCUGAGGAUGGGUCCGGUGUUGGUGCUGCCCUGAUUGCCGCUUUGACGCUGAAGCGUGUUAAGGCGGGUAACCUGGCCGGUAUUCGUAACAUGGACGAUAUGAAGACGCUCCUGUAA